Musa acuminata AAA Group (dessert banana) is the source of this 1625-nucleotide messenger RNA. RefSeq names its product protein EXORDIUM-like 7. The transcript has a single exon. Bases 501 to 1541 code for a protein of 346 amino acids. The record is from RefSeq and is a predicted model, not a curated record. Lineage: Eukaryota; Viridiplantae; Streptophyta; Magnoliopsida; Zingiberales; Musaceae.
UUACAAUCACACCAUGAAUGCUAAUCAUUCUCAGUUCUCUUUGCAUUCCUGCUCCUGAAUUCUUUGCCUCCUCAUAACUCUCCGACACUGUGUUCCAUGAUUUCUGCACCAUAAGAAGAACAAGUGGGCAGUACUUACCAUACUUUGGAUCUCACACAAAGCACUAAGCAGCAGGGUCAGACCUCGACUCUUCGACUCUGUAUCUUUGACCACCUUCUUUUUCCUCCAUAACAAUACCUUUCCUUAGAGCCCAAAAGAGGAUGCAGUGAUUUCGAAGCUUUUGCAGACACCAUCCAUUGCUGCUGAUAUAAUAGCAUUACUGCUGCAGAGAAUGCCCUCUUCUUUAUUGGUGGCGUAAACAUCCAAAAGCCUCGUUCUUAACACCCUUAAAUGGUGUUUAUAUUAGAGAGAUGAUGGCAAAAGUGAGAGUAGUCAUCAUUGGGUUCCUCGCAGCAUGAUUCAAAAUGUAGAGGCAAAGGUGAUUCAAACCGGUUAAAGACAUGGCCUCCUGCACAGACCAUAUGGUGGUGGAAAAGAUGAGCAGGCUGUGUCUUCUCCUCCUCGCAUUCUCUUGCGUCGUAGCUGCGGCGGCCUUCUCAUGGCAGCGCCAUCACCCACACCGACCUGACCGUUUGGCGGCCUCCUCGGAGCUGGUGGACGUCGCAUACCACAUGGGUCCUGUCCUCGCCUCCCCCGCCAACAUCUACACCAUAUGGUAUGGCCACUGGGAGGCGGCUCCGCAAGGCAUCAUCAGGGACUUCCUGCUUUCCCUCUCCUCCCCUUCUCCUUCCCCUUCCAUCGCCGAGUGGUGGCGCACCGUCCGCCUCUACGCCGACCAGACCGGCUCCAACGUCACCGGCAGCUUCGUGCUGGCCGGCGAGGUGCACGACUCGGCCUACUCGCACGGGGCCACCCUGUCCCGCCUGGCUAUCCAGUCCAUUAUCCGGUCCGCCGUCGCCGCGCACCCGCAGCGGCUGCCGCUGGACCCGCACGGCGGGCUCUACCUGGUUCUGACCUCGCCCGACGUCCGGGUGGAGGACUUCUGCAGGGAGGUGUGCGGCUUCCACUACUUCACCUUCCCGGAGAUCGUCGGCGUGACGGUGCCGUACGCAUGGGUCGGGCACAGCGGCUCGCAGUGCCCGGGGAUGUGCGCGUACCCCUUCGCGCUGCCGGACUACAUGGGAGGGGCCAGCAACGCCAACGGCAGCGGCGGUGGCAUCCAGGUGUUGGGAGCGCCCAACGGGGACGUCGGGGCCGAUGGCAUGGUGAGUGUGAUAGCGCACGAGCUGGCGGAGAUGUCGAGCAACCCGCUGAUCAAUGCAUGGUAUGCGGGCAGUGACCCGGCGGCUCCAACGGAGAUCGCCGACCUCUGCAUCGGGGUUUAUGGAUCAGGAGGAGGAGGAGGGUACGUGGGGAGCGUGUUCAAGAGCUCGGAAGGGGAGAGCUACAAUUUGAAUGGCGUGAAGGGGAGGAGGUUUCUCGUGCAGUGGGUGUGGAAUCCUGUGAAGAAGAGUUGUUUUGGCCCAAAUGCCAUUGAUUGAAGUGAAGGGGAGGUGUAAUUUGGGUUGAGAGAAUGGCUUCAAUUCCUCUUUGAGGUACUCUGCUAAAAGAGUUCUUUCCUUUGA